ACAAAAAUGAGCUCAAAAUCAUACUUUGAAGAUUCGCGUGACGAAAGUCAGGGCGGCAAACUUUCCCGGAAGGUAAAGGAUUCACCAUUCAUGGUUAUUGGUUUGGCUGGUUUCGUAGCAGCUGGUUUAAUUGGCGCAUACAAGUAUAAGCAUCGUGGUACGAUGAGCACAAGUGUUUUUCUGAUGCAACUUCGUGUAGCAGCGCAAGGCACCGUAGUCGGCUGCCUGACGUUGGGUCUGGCUUAUAGUAUGGCCAACGAGUAUCUUUUUAAGGACAAAACACCCAAAGAAAAUACCAAAUUGUCCAACUGAAACCCACAAUUUGUUAGCUGCACUUACAUACUACAACUACAUACCAGAAAGGAGCGAACAUUCAGAACAAAAGUGUAUAGAAACUGCGUUAUUGAAAAAAUAAUCACACGUUUGAGUAAUUGUAUCCACGGCAAAUUUA
This is a messenger RNA of Rhagoletis pomonella (apple maggot), 451 nucleotides long. RefSeq names its product HIG1 domain family member 1A, mitochondrial. Gene Ontology annotation, biological process: mitochondrial respirasome assembly. Gene Ontology annotation, cellular component: mitochondrion. Lineage: Eukaryota; Metazoa; Arthropoda; Insecta; Diptera; Tephritidae. The record is from RefSeq and is a predicted model, not a curated record.